Messenger RNA from Lachancea fermentati, 1500 nucleotides. Lineage: Eukaryota; Fungi; Ascomycota; Saccharomycetes; Saccharomycetales; Saccharomycetaceae. The record is from the annotation of a GenBank genome assembly.
AUGGAAAAGAGCAUCAAGCAAUCUACAGCAGUAGAAGGAAGCUCUAAAAAGCACAAAAGAGAUGAGGAUGAGGUUAUUGAUGAGGUUUCCGCUCCUGCAGAUGAGUUUCAAGCGCUCAAUUUAUCGCAACCCACGAUGAAGGCAAUUGAAAAGAUGGGUUUCACUAAGAUGACACAGGUUCAGGCAAGAACUAUCCCACCAUUAUUAGCAGGUCGUGACGUGCUGGGUGCCGCAAAGACUGGUUCUGGAAAGACGCUGGCAUUCUUGAUUCCUGCAAUCGAGAUGCUCCACUCUUUGAAGUUCAAGCCUAGAAAUGGUACCGGUGUGAUAGUCAUUACACCAACCAGAGAGCUGGCGCUUCAGAUAUUUGGUGUUGCACGUGAGCUCAUGGAAUUUCACUCACAGACUUUCGGUAUUGUUAUUGGUGGAGCAAACCGUAGACAAGAAGCCGAAAAACUUGCCAAGGGUGUUAAUCUACUAAUUGCCACGCCAGGCCGUUUACUAGAUCACUUGCAGAACACCCAAGGUUUUGUCUUCAAGAAUUUGAAGGCGUUGAUCAUAGAUGAAGCUGAUCGUAUUCUAGAAAUUGGUUUCGAAGAUGAAAUGAGGCAGAUCGUGAAGAUUUUGCCUAAUGAGGAUAGGCAGACAAUGCUAUUCUCUGCUACUCAAACCACCAAAGUAGAGGACUUGGCACGUAUUUCUUUAAGGCCCGGUCCACUUUUUAUUAACGUCGAUUCUGAGAAAGAAACCUCGACGGCAGAUGGGUUGGAACAAGGUUACGUGGUAUGCGAUAGUGAUAAGCGUUUUCUGCUAUUGUUCUCAUUUUUGAAGCGUAACCAAAAGAAGAAGGUGAUUGUAUUUUUGUCAUCUUGUAAUUCUGUCAAAUAUUACGCUGAACUUCUUAACUAUAUUGACCUUCCUGUGCUCGAACUCCAUGGUAAGCAGAAGCAACAAAAGCGAACAAACACGUUUUUCGAAUUCUGUAAUGCUGAAAGAGGUAUUUUAGUAUGUACAGAUGUUGCAGCCAGAGGAUUGGAUAUUCCUGCAGUUGAUUGGAUUAUUCAAUUUGAUCCACCUGAUGAUCCUAGAGAUUACAUUCAUAGAGUUGGUAGAACUGCUAGAGGUACCAAGGGAAAAGGUAAAUCACUCAUGUUUUUAACACCAAAUGAACUGGGUUUCUUGAGGUAUUUGAAGGCCGCGAAAGUUCCCUUGAACGAGUACGAAUUUCCAGCAAACAAAAUCGCUAAUGUUCAGUCUCAGCUCGAAAAAUUAAUCAAAUCGAAUUACUAUCUUAACCAGAUAGCAAAGGAUGGUUAUAGAUCUUAUUUGCAGGCAUACGCUUCGCAUUCUUUGAAAACCGUUUAUCAAAUUGAUAAACUUGAUUUAGCAAAAGUUGCAAAAUCUUAUGGAUUCCCCAUUCCACCAAAGGUAAAUAUCACUAUUGGUGCGUCUGGAAAAACGCCAAAUAAUAAUAAGAAGAGAAAAACAAGUAAGAACUGA